Messenger RNA from Megalobrama amblycephala (Wuchang bream), 2426 nucleotides. RefSeq lists its product as uncharacterized. Gene Ontology annotation, molecular function: chemokine activity; CCR chemokine receptor binding. Lineage: Eukaryota; Metazoa; Chordata; Actinopteri; Cypriniformes; Xenocyprididae. The record is from RefSeq and is a predicted model, not a curated record. Gene Ontology annotation, biological process: cellular response to type II interferon; immune response; chemokine-mediated signaling pathway. Gene Ontology annotation, cellular component: extracellular region. The coding region runs from base 472 to 1995 and encodes 507 amino acids. The transcript is spliced from 8 exons.
UGCAUGCAGCACAUCUGAACCUCUCUCAACCUUAAUCCUAGUCAAGACUUCCUCCAUCAGAAGUGUGAAACAACAAGAUGAAGAUCGCUCUGUUUACUGUGAUUCUUCUGGGGUGGAUGUGUGUUGGAGAAUCAGGUGAAAGUUCUUCAGAGAAUCAGUGUGUUCUGGCCUCAGAUACUCUUACUCUGCUGCAGAAGUGCUGAUCUUGUUCAUCUGCUCCGGUGUGUGUGUUCACUACCAAAGUCACUUUAAGACGAGUCAUUUCCCUCGACGGCCAUCUUAGACCUCUCGGUCAUGCAACUGCAGCUCUUAUCUCUUUAAAUGGGGAAACGUCAAAUUCUCCAAAGCGUUCAAUUAAAUUUAAUAUCUGAAAUCACCAAUGAAAUCUGACAACAACUGUCUCAUAAAUUUUGUUUCUAAACGCUCGAAUCAUGACAAAAAUGAGGGUAUUUUCCAGCCUGGAUCAAGCUAAUGCACAUGCGCGGUCCUAAAUGUGCGUCUCUAAAGAAAGCAGAACCUACAGCAAACUUGAUCACAACUAAAACUGCAACACAAAAGACCUGCACUGAGGGUGAUGAUCCUCCACCAGACUGCUGUCUAACUGUGACAGACACCAGAGUACCAGCUGAAAAGAUUGUGAGUUAUACCAUACAAGAGCCACCAAUAUGUCCUCUCAGAUCUGUAAGAUUCCACACCAAGAAAGACAUAAUUAUUUGUUCAGAUCCAGAGAGCAACUGGGCUAUGAAUGUUAUGAAGGUAGUAGAUGGGAGAACGACAACAAAUCCUACUGCAUGCUCUACAUAUACAACAACCAUGUUCCCAACUACAACACACAAAACACCGGGACCAGAGACUGAGACCAGUGAAUCACCCACCGAUGAUCAUCCAGACUGCUGUCUCACUGUGACAAACACCAGAGUACCAGUUGAAAACAUUGAGGAUUAUCACAUACAAGAGCAAACAGGAGUAUGUACUCUCAGAGCUGUAAGAUUCCUCACAAAGAAAGGCAAAUAUAUUUGUUUAGAUCCAGAUGACAGAUGGGCUAAGAGAGCAAUGGAGAUAGUCAAUAGGAGAAGGACACCGACAGAGGAACCUUCCAAAGAACCUGUUGUGUAUGAUCAGGGGUGUAAAGAGUACUUGAAAACCAUACUUGAGUACUCCUUUAGCACCCCCCUGUGUCCUGUGGUCUCCAACCAAAUAAGUUUGAGACCCUUCAGCACUGAAGAAAGUCUCACAAUUAGAAGAGAGCAACGGGACAAGAUGAAGUCCUCUCUGUUUUCUGCCAUUCUUUUCUGUAUUGGAUGGAUGAGUGUUGUGGUAACAGGUGAUGAUCGUCCACCAGACUGCUGUCUUACUGUGACAAACACCAGAGUACCAGUUAAAAACAUUGAGGAUUAUGAAAUACAAGAGUCAACAGGAGUAUGUGCUGUCAGAGCUGUAAGAUUCAUCACAAGGAAAGGCAUAAAUAUUUGUUCAGAUCCAGAUGACAGUUGGGCUAUCAGAGCGAUAAAUGAGGUGAACUGUAGAAAGAACAAGGAACCUUGUGUAAAAUCUACUACAUGCUUUACAAGUACAACAAACAUGAUCCCAACUACAACACACAAAACACCAGUAACAGAGACUGAGACCAGCACGAGUACAACUGCAUCAACAAAAGUGACGACAAUCGAAACAUCUGGACCGAAGACUGAGACCAGCACAACAACCACCCAACAAACUUCAGUGUCCAAAGAAAAGCCAAAAUCGCCUUCCAGUAAUGCAAAAACAUGUGGGACAGGUGGACCAGCUGCACCACCAAUUAAAACAACACGCGAAACACCUGGAAAAGGCACAGUUAUACAUCAGACCACAUCUUCAAGAACAACCAACACAGAAACAACAUCUACAAAGACCACCACAAGUCCACCAAAGAGGACAAAACUAUCACCGUUAUUAAUAAAAAAACGAAGGAAAAGCAAGAAACAACUUCAUAAGUAUCAGAAUAAAUCUGGAUAAAAUAGGACAAUUUGUAUAUACAUGCACACAUUUUACAGUAAGUUUGUACUCAGGGUUGUGAGUUGAAGCACUACAGAUAUACGUUGACUGGUCUUUUAGCUGUACGCUGUAAAAAAGAAUUGUUGGUUUAACUUAAAGUAAGUUUGAGUUAAUACAAUGAAGGCGAUUGGUUUAAUCAACAGAAACUCAAAAUAUCAUGUUAUCUGAACCACAUUAAUUACUGAAGUUGAUUUGACAAAAGAACAAAAUGUGGUAACAAAUCAUGACAUAUUUUUUUACAGUUAAGUGUCAGUUUUGACCAGUUGUUUUUCUACUGAGUGUGUCAUUUAAAAUAAUUUACUUUGUUAUUGUUUAUUAAUAAAUUAAUUCAGUAAAUAUUUGUUUAUAAAUAAAAUGUAGACCCAUUACUUUAUUACAAUAACCAAUUAAAA